Molecule: messenger RNA, 1527 nt
Organism: Naegleria gruberi
Lineage: Eukaryota; Heterolobosea; Eutetramitea; Acrasida; Naegleriidae
Exons: 1
Coding region: 1-1527 (508 amino acids)
Molecular function (GO): ATP hydrolysis activity
Source: RefSeq, a predicted model, not a curated record
AUGGUCAGUGCCUCAGAGGAACGACAGGAAAUUCUUCUACAAGUCAUUACACUCCGACAAUUAGCCAAACAUUCGAAUAGUAUUCACAAGGAUGCCAUCACUGCCUACAUUGAAAAGGAUCCACUCUACAAGCAAUGCGAAUCAAUUAUACUUGGCAUGAAUGGAAAGAGAACGAUCUUUCAAAUUAUUCAAAAAUUAUCAGAAAAUGAUUUGAAAUUCAAUGAAAGUGAGGAAUUUGAAUUGAUUAGAGAUUUGAAUCAAGUGGAUGAAGAAUUGUAUCCAAAAAAGUUCUUUGAAUUGACUAAACCAUUGGAUAGAUUGUUUUCUCUUGAGGUUUAUCAGUUGGCUGCACUUUCUUUGAAAAUUGAUUAUAAGAAACCUAAAGAGUUUUUUGACUUGAUGUUUGCCAAGCUAAAUAUUGAGCAAAUAGUAACCAAUAAGAAGAAGAAGGUAUUAUUUACUAAAUUGGAUGAAGAGGAAAGUAAAAAGAAAUUGGUUGUGAUUGAGAAUCAACUUGAUGAAUUAUUCGAAAUAUUUCCAAUAGAAUUUGCAGAGAGAGUGAAAGCCAAAUGUGGUGAAAAUUUGGAUCAAUUGGUUGAAAUUGUAAUGGAUAUUAAGAAACCCUUGAGACUCUACUAUUAUCAACAAGACGAAAAGGACGAAACUUGUACAAUCGACUAUCAAAUUUUAAACUCAAUUUGUCAAAAUCUAAUUUUUGGACAGGAUGACAGGGCUGGCAUUAGUGGAACACUACAUCGUGUCAGUAGAAUUACAUCCAGAAUUGGAAACGUGAUUGGCUUAACUAUUCGAAUAGGCAGAGCAGUUGUAGGAAUUGGAGAACUUUUCAAAGAUGUCACUAAUUCGAAUGAAAAUAUCCUACUGGUGGGUAUUCCUAAUUCUGGUAAAAGUACAUUGAUUAGAGAUUUGAGUAGAGUUCUUUCAGAACAGAAUCGAGUAGUGAUAGUAGAUACAUCUUGUGAAAUUGCAGGUUUGGGAGAUGUGCCUCAUUCUGCAACAGGAGAUUCGAGAAGAAUUCCUGUCAAAGAUCCAAAAAAUCAAAGAGUUGACAUGUUGAGAGCUGUCCAAAAUCAUUCUCCACAAGUAAUUGUCAUUGAUGAGAUUAGUGAUUCUAAGGAGGUGCAAACAUGUAGAACUAUUUCUCAAAGGGGAGUCCGUUUGUGUGCCUCAGCUCAUGGAACUUUGGAAAAACUUCUGGUCAACCCAGUGUUACGCGAUUUAUUGGGAGGAGUUGGUGAUGUUACAGUCUCUGAUGAUUCAGCCAGACAAAAGGGAGGUCAAAAGAUUAUCAAUCAAAUGAAGGGCUCACCAAUUUUUGGAAUAAUAAUCGAAGUUAAAAAGUCUCAAAAUGGUGACACAGAGUGGAUUAUUUAUAACAAUGUAAAGGAAACUGUAAGGAGUAUUUUGAAUGGACAGGAUUUUAAGGGUAUUAGGAGAAGUUUGAAAAUUCCAAAUGAUUUGCUCUCAGUGCAGGACAUAGUUACGGUUUUCCAACCAACCAAUUUUUAA